AACGCCUGCCUUACGUAAAGCAAACGCUUUUUUAAAAUUACGUUACAAACUAAGAUGUAAACAGGACUCUGUACAUAUUGAUCUAAGUUCUUUGAUCUGCACCUCACCUUGGACAGGGAUCGAGGGUCGAUGUCGACGUUUCUAGUGACAGUGAUUGUGCUGUGCUUGCUGAUAUUUGUGCUGGCUAUGAUUGUGCUGCUGCUUCGAUGUCUGUUCAAAAAACAGCGGCCUAUACCGGGCAGUGCUACCAGAGUCGUAGGUGUGCGAAGACUUUCAGCUGACAAUGAGAGGUACCAUGUUACAAUGUUUCCACAUCGUUUAAUUCUAACCCCUCAAGAAGCGGAGAUGAUAGGGGACCCGGAUCAGCCCUCACCUGGAAUUCUUCUAUGCAGCCCCAAACACACCGCUCACUCAGAAGAUACACCAGCGACUGCGUCAGUUGUCGCUCCCACCGCCAAGUCACGCGAUAACUUCUUUUGAGAAACAUGCAGCAUCAAAAUUACGAUGCAUACCUAUUGUAUAAUAGCAUGUAAAUGACCGCAUCCUAGGCAAUUUUUGUAUCAUUGGAGUACAUACACAAAAUUGUGAAGGUUUUUGAAAUGAUUUAUAAAACAAAUAAUGUAUUAAUUUAUACGUUUAAAAAAAUCGUGCUGUACAUACGUGAUAUGACUGAAUAUUUUCAUGAUUUUGCUGUUAAUUUUUUUUA
Molecule: messenger RNA, 706 nt
Organism: Saccostrea cuccullata (small rock oyster)
Lineage: Eukaryota; Metazoa; Mollusca; Bivalvia; Ostreida; Ostreidae
Exons: 2
Coding region: 130-480 (116 amino acids)
Source: RefSeq, a predicted model, not a curated record